AGCAGCUCGGUGUACCGCACGCGACCCAGCCACACCAACCGAACAGCAGGCCCUGCCCUAGGCGCUUGAUACCGCAAUGCACAGCGUAUGAGAAAAAAGAUGUGUCCUGGUUGACCAUCCUAAUUUGGAAAUCUGAAAUCUGCAAUGCUACAAAAUCUUGAACUUUUUGAGCCACAGCAUUCCAAAAGUGGAAAAUUUCACACCUGACCUCUUGGGACAGAUUGCAGUCAAAAUGUAGGUGUAUAACACACAAUUUAUUCACUGACAUUGAGGGACAAAAGAUCUUCCUAUCUGCUUUCAACUGUGAUAUAUGUUUUAUAUACAUGCCCGGAUUCCUCCAUGCAAGCACACCCACAGAGGGUAAUAAAAUGGCGCGUGUGCAGGCUGUAUGUGCUAACAGCAGCCCAAGGCCUAUGUGCAUUAACUCACUGUGUUAUUUUGCUUAUUUUAUGUUUUGAGAUGUAAAGAUAUUGUUGAAAAUGUUGAAAAGGCCUGCAGAUCCCCCUAUAGAUAACAAUGAUAAGAAAAAGAGGAAGCAUUUAUGUUUAUCUAUAGCCCAGAAAGUAAAGCUGUUAGAGAAACUAGACAGUGGUGUAAGUGUGAAGCAUCUUACAGAAGAGUAUGGUGUUGGAAUGACUACCAUAUAUGACCUGAAGAAACAGAAGCAUAAACUGCUGAAGUUCUAUGCUGAAAGUGAGGAACAAAAGUUAAUGAAAAAUAGGAAAACAUUGCAUAAGGCUAAAAAUGAAGCUCUCGAUCGUGUAUUGAAAGAGUGGAUCCGGCAGCAACGCAGUGAACACAAGCCUCUUAAUGGUAUGCUGAUAAUGAAACAAGCAAAGAUCUAUCACAAUGAACUGAAAAUUGAAGGGAACUGUACAUAUUCAACAGGCUGGUUGCAGAAAUUUAAGAAAAGACAUGGCAUUAAGUUUUUAAAGAUUUGUGGUGAUAAAGCUUCUGAUUGUGCCACAGAGAGAUUCAUUAAUGAGUUCAGUGAUGAUGAACAAGGUGGUGACUUUGAAAAAUUCUGUAUGUCAAAUGAGAAAAAGUCUGACCUAACACGUGCAAAAAAUAUACAUUCAGAGUCUGUCAAUGAGGUGGAAAAGGUGGAUAUCAAAGAAGUUUUUAACAUAGAUAAUGCAGCUCCAGUUGUUCCCUCAUUGACUUAUGGUAAAAUGGUUCUGAAUCAAGGUGAUUAUGAUGAUAAAGAUGGUGUUAACACUACAGAAAAAUUGCCUAUAGGUGCCAUGGUGAAAAUGUGUGAUGGACUUCUUGAAGGACUAGAACAGCAUGCAUUCAUAACAAAACAAGAAAUCAUGUCAGUCUAUAAAAUCAAAGAGAGACUUCUUAGACAGAAAUCACUGUUAAUGAGGCAGAUGACUCUGGAAGGAACAUUGGAAAAAACUGUCCAGCAGAAUGCCGCCUCAUCCCUAGAAGACCCACUUCCUGGUCCCUCAAGUGCUUUUGAUGUUUCUUCUCACAAACAAUAAAUAAAAUGCA
This is a messenger RNA of Otolemur garnettii (small-eared galago), 1497 nucleotides long. RefSeq lists its product as uncharacterized. Gene Ontology annotation, molecular function: DNA binding. Lineage: Eukaryota; Metazoa; Chordata; Mammalia; Primates; Galagidae. Bases 480 to 1487 code for a protein of 335 amino acids. The transcript is spliced from 3 exons. Gene Ontology annotation, cellular component: nucleus. The record is from RefSeq and is a predicted model, not a curated record.